AUAUAAUUGAUGAUGACCCUUCUAUAUUUUUCGGGUCAUCCAAAUUCAAAACAAUCGAUGAAGAUUUACUCUUACAUAUCUUAAAAUUAAAUAUCAUUGGAAUGUCAGAGAUUGAUAUUUUCAACAAAUUAAUUCAAUGGGGAAUGGCGAACACACCAGGAUUAGAUGCGUUGACAGUGCCAUUUUGCCUUUCAUUUAACAAGCUUAAAGCAUUAGGCAAAACACUAAGAAAAGGAUUAAAGCUAAUUCAAUACAACAAUAUGGCUAAAGAAGAUUUAGAUACAAUCACUAUUACCUUUAAAUCAAUCAUCCCUCGUGAGGAAAUACUUGCUAAAAUUCCACCACGUAUUAAUAAAUCUUUUGAACCACAUAUUCUCAGCAGUAAAUUUGCAGGUCUGAUAGCCUCAUGGAUCGAUCGAAAAUCAUAUACAGGAUUCAACAUGCCUUUUACAUUCGAACGAGUUUAUAAAUUUAGAAAGUCGUAUAAUAGCCCCUUGCCCACUAUAAAUUGUCAUCAUGGGCCAUCACUUAUGAUAAUGAAAAUUCAAGAAACAGGUCAAUAUGUGGGUGCAUACAAUCCAAUAGAUUGGUCUAAAUAUAGGCUACCCAAAUAUGAUCACUCUGUGACAAGCAAAAAACCAAGACGAGGUUAUAAAGAAUAUUCAAAAGCUUUGAUGAACUGUGUGCCUACCACAGAAAGUUUUUUAUUUUCAAGUAAUGAUAAGUAUGCCACUAAUUUUAAGUUAAGCAGAGUUAAGAACGUUGAGCAUGCUUUAAGAAGGUACGAAGUUAAUGGUCAUCUAUUAUUGAAAUUUGGAACGGGUGAUUUGUUCUUCGAAUACGAUAAGGGUCAAGAAGAUUGGGCUGAAUAUUCUAGGGAGUAUAUUCCAGCCAGCGUAACUUGCAUCAUUAAAUCUGAAUGUUAUGAACCUGCUGUGUUGCCGAAUGGGUGGUAUAAACUUGACGAAUGGGAAAUCUUUAAAGUAAUUAGAAAGAUUAAUUAA
Messenger RNA from Cetraspora pellucida, 1004 nucleotides. NCBI's taxonomy places the organism in Eukaryota, Fungi, Glomeromycota, Glomeromycetes, Diversisporales, Gigasporaceae. The record is from the annotation of a GenBank genome assembly.